CGACCGAUGUGAUAGUUGUCAACAUCGUGUCGCGUUACCGAAAUUAUGUUGGCUUUAGAGCUUGUAAAACUUUUUUCGAACAUUUUCUAAAUUUUAUCUGUGGACGCUAUAAACUUAAUGGCGUGCAGGGAGCCACCUCAAACUGCGAUCGUCAUUAACUUGUUGAUUGGCGACUUGGUGCAGGAUGCCGUAAACGAGCCGCUAAAGCUUUCCGAGCAAAAGAACACCUGCCAGCGGCUGUUCGACAUUUUGGGCUUUCAGGCCGACGAGUGUUUCGAGGACGUGGAGGUCAGUGAUGUGGCUACGACACAGAGUUCGAGUACCCUUCCGGCCAGUUCAAAAUCGCAUUUAGUCGAAACCAAGCAAAAGAAUUGGUACGGUUGGAUGUCCAAGGCGUUGACAGAAGAAAAUUCCGAGGACGAUGUUGAGAUCUUCAGGAAGGAUAAGAGUGGUGCGCUAAAAUCAUUCGAUUCGAUCGGGGUGCAGACGGAGCAGCCGCGCCGGAGGAUUAGACCCUGUCCUGUGGAUUACCUCCCGACACUUGCCCCCUGCGAAUUGACUCGUCAAACGAUAUUUAUCGAUGCCGUGUCCAUGCCAAUACCAAAUAUUUUGGGUCGGCCGCCAUUGGCCGAUCGGUUUUGCUAUAUGCUGACUGAUUUCGCCUCGGCGCUUUAUUGUAGUCUCGCCAUCAUGUGUUGUUGCACCCCCAAUAUGUUGAGAUAAAUUAAAGCGUAGCGGGUUGGGCCUCUGCUUUGCUAAA
This is a messenger RNA of Drosophila rhopaloa, 760 nucleotides long. RefSeq lists its product as uncharacterized. Lineage: Eukaryota; Metazoa; Arthropoda; Insecta; Diptera; Drosophilidae. The transcript is spliced from 2 exons. The record is from RefSeq and is a predicted model, not a curated record. The coding region runs from base 118 to 723 and encodes 201 amino acids.